This is a messenger RNA of Macrosiphum euphorbiae (potato aphid), 318 nucleotides long. NCBI's taxonomy places the organism in Eukaryota, Metazoa, Arthropoda, Insecta, Hemiptera, Aphididae. The record is from the annotation of a GenBank genome assembly.
AUGGAUGAUAAUAUUUAUUCCAAGGCAUUCCCUCAUUUGUACGAAGAAAAUAUUCUAUCCUUUUUCUGGUGUCGCAACAGCAGGACACCGUGCAGCAGUGACAGUUCUUUUCCUGUGCACGCAAAUAGUGAGAUUGAUGAGCAUUUCUGUGAAGUAACACCCGGCUGUACCUAUACAUACAAAAAAAACCCUGAUCCAGGAAGGCCGGAAAAUGGAAAACUGGGAGUGGACCUAUCGGACCCUUGGUCGGAAGGUGCAGACGGCGGAGAGGGCGAUAGCGAGAAAAAAGAAUACGCCAAUAGUAAGCAACCCACGUAG